Colletotrichum graminicola M1.001 is the source of this 516-nucleotide messenger RNA. RefSeq names its product cytidine deaminase. The record is from RefSeq and is a predicted model, not a curated record. Gene Ontology annotation, cellular component: cytosol. NCBI's taxonomy places the organism in Eukaryota, Fungi, Ascomycota, Sordariomycetes, Glomerellales, Glomerellaceae. The coding region runs from base 1 to 516 and encodes 171 amino acids. The transcript has 3 exons. Gene Ontology annotation, molecular function: zinc ion binding; cytidine deaminase activity.
AUGGCCUUCACUCCAGAGAUUUUUGACAUCGCAAAUGAGUCCCAGACAACUGAAACGGCCAAAAAAUACGGACUCACGCCCGCCGAGGUGAAGGAGCUUCACCUGAGGGCGACGGCAGCAAAGGCGACGGCCUACUGCCCAUACAGCCAAUUCCGCGUGGGCUCAACUCUUCUUUCCAACGAUGGCCAGUACACUGCAGGAGCCAAUGUUGAGAACGCCUCGUACCCCGUUGGCACCUGUGCAGAGAGAGUAGCCUUCGGUAAGGCCAUCACGGAGGGCAUCCGGGGGUUCAAAGCCGUUGCCGUUGCCACAGAUAUCGAGGCCCCCUGCAGCCCAUGCGGCAUGUGCCGACAGUUCAUCCGGGAGUUUGUGGAUUUGGAGACGCCCAUCCUCAUGUUCAACAAGGAUGGAAAGUACGCUGCGAUGAGACUGGAGACGCUCCUCCCGCUCUCAUUUGGCCCUGAGUACCUCCCACCCCCGGAUGUCCUUCAAAAGAGCCGCGCUGGCGGAGUAUGA